Molecule: messenger RNA, 2780 nt
Organism: Effrenium voratum
Lineage: Eukaryota; Dinophyceae; Suessiales; Symbiodiniaceae
Source: the annotation of a GenBank genome assembly
UCAAGCUGCACGGCCGGCCGUGAAACGAAUCGGCCCUGCAACGGGCAGCCAUGGAUGAAGUUCGAUUUCAGCAGGUCCUGGAUGAAGCAUGGCUAUCUUUCAGGUGCCAGCUUUUGCAGGCGCACGCAGGUGAUGCCCCCGGGCCCGGCUCCGCUACGAAGAGCGACUUCCAGUCCAGCCUCGCGAGCCGGGAUAGCCACAGGCACCGGGUCCGCACGCUGACCUUUGACAUAGACGACGAGAUCUUGCGGCCGCCCCCAAGUGCGCGACCCUCUUUGUUGAUGCAGCCUAACGCGCAGCCGCACAUCGCCACCAUCGAGGAGGAGUUCCCCCCCCCGCCAUUGCCCUUUGAGCCGGCGCCGAGGAGAAGCUCCGUGCGCAGCUCUCGCACCUCCCAGCGCUCCCAGCGCUCCCAUGUCUCCAGCCACAACCACACUGAUUCGGUGAGCGGAGAGCGUUCCGAUGGUGGCCUUCCAAACCGGACCAUGACGGCCAAUACCCUGGACAGCCACAUGGAGCAUACCAACGAGACUCUGAAGAUGCGCCUCGGGAAGACCCGUGGCCCGGUCACGGGGGAGGAGCUGCAUGAUGCGGUGGUCGCAUUGGGCUUGACCCGGUUCUCUGUGCAAGAUGUGAACCUCUUGCUCAACCGCUUGGGAGAUUUCAUCGACUUGCAGUAUGAGCCACUUGAUCCCAGCAAGAAGCAGCCCAAGCUCUCCCACUCUGGCACGCUGAUGACAAGGAGCUCUGUGAAGCAACAUGUGACCGCCCACGGUGUCGAGGUCAAGAAUUGCAAGGCAGUCUGGAAGUGGCCGGAGGAGGCUCUCCACAACAGGCCGGGAUUCCAAUGGGCUGGGCGCUCCGAGCUCCCGUCGCGGGAGUACAACGCGGUGCCGUUUCGGGCUCUGGUGCUGGCCUGUCGCAUGGAACAGGAUGCGAAGCGGAUCUUCGGGUCCUCCUACGACCUCUUCAACGCCAUCAAGGAGAUUUUGCUGGCGGGGGACACCAACCGCCUGGUGGCGGAGCUCACCUUCGUGCGCAUCAACGACCUGGCGGCGCCGCAGCAGAUUCGGGACCCUGCGAUGUACUUGGAGCCCUUUGUGGCUGUGCUCAUCAUCACAAAUGCCAUCCUGCUGGGCGCGCAGACUGACGAGCGCCUGCAGGAUUGGCCUGGGUGGCAAUGGCUCGAAAUUGGCUUUACCGCGAUGUUCUUCGUGGAGAUGUGCUUGCGCCUGCGUCUCGUGGGUCUUUAUUUCUACUUCUGCGGCCCGGAGUCUUCCUGGAACUACUUCGAUGUCUUCUUGGUGGCUGCCGGAAUCGUCGACAUAGGGCUCACCGCCUUUGUGCAAGAGUCAGAAGCGGCCGCCACGCAGCUGUUGCGUGCCUGUCGGCUUGCCCGGCUGACACGGAUGUUCCGGGUUUUCCGACUGAAGUUUAUCAAGGAGCUCCAACUGAUGAUCAAGGGUCUGGUGGCCGGUUUGCGGACGUUGUGCCUGGCCUUUGGUCUGCUCUUCGUGGUGCUCUACGUGAUCGCGGUCUUCGCCACCAUCACCAUCGGCCGGGGAACAGAGCUUGCAGAUGCGGAUCUCAAGGAGCUCUUUCGCUCGGUGCCCACCACCAUGUUCACAAUCUUCCGGUGCUAUUCCGGGGAGUGUAUUGGCGAGGAUGGGGCGCCCCUGGCACCCCUACUGGCCAAAGAGUUUGGGGCCAUCUUCGUUCUGGGCUAUGUGGCUGGCUACAUGCUGGUCACUAUGGGAAUUUUUAACGUCAUCCUUGCAGUUUAUGUCGACAUCACCAUGAAGGCGGCGCGCGAAAAUGAGGCGACCACCAGCGAGGCCCACGAACGAGAGUCCAUCCGCAUAGCGCGCCUCACUCGCGAGCUGGUGAAGAGGUUCAAGCAAGCCCAUGAGAAGCGGAGCCGGGAGAUUGAAGAGGAAGCCGAGGAUGAGGAUUUGACGAGGCAGCCCAGCAGUCCGGGGGCGCGAGAGGAUGAUGAAAUGCAAGGGGACCAGAUGCAAAUCAGCAAGGAAUUAUUUCUGCUUGUCAUCCAGGACCGCCAGGUCCAGCAUCUGAUGGACGACUUAGACCUGCCAAAGGACCGCGCCAACUUGUUCGAGGCCUUGGACGCGGACAGCAGCGGCACGCUGCACCUGGCGGAGCUCGCCCAGGGGCUGCUCAAGGUCCGCGGGGAGCUCAAGAAGACGGACACCGUGGCGACGCUGUUGGCCACCAAAGCGGUCUACGCCACUUUGGAGCAGCUCCGCGACGACGUCAUGGACCUGCGCAAGGAGGUGGCGGGGGCCGUGGGCGGCGCGGACAUCGCGGAGUCGAAGUCCAUCUUCGACUUCAGGUGAAAUCUCGGAGGCUCGUCCAAGUCCCCCAGUACCCUACUAAAAUACACUACAGGAAAAAAAGAAAGUGUACCCUUAUUCCGAUUCCAACCUCUCUACUGGAGGACCUUGUCGUCCUGAGGAGCUCCACUUGGGGUGAAGCACCCAGGGCUGAAAUUCCUGGAGAUCCCGGCCCAUCAGGUCCAGGGAAAAGGUGGACGACUUGCAACGACAACCUGCCUCAGACAAAUGAUUCGCAGGUCUCACCAUGUUUCACUUGCGCAGGGCAUUUCCAAGUGCCCCGCUUAGCUGUCCAUGCGUGCGCGCAAAGCAGGGGCCCAGUCAUGGGUGCGCCAUUUUUUUCGCGCAAGACACUUCUGUGAAGCGCUCGCUUUACAAAGGAAGGCUGGGCACUAUCUCGCUCAUCAUUUUGGGCUUGGGGAUGUUGCA